This is a messenger RNA of Esox lucius (northern pike), 666 nucleotides long. It is a transcript of the gene txn2, whose product is annotated as thioredoxin 2. Gene Ontology annotation, cellular component: cytoplasm. The coding region runs from base 109 to 609 and encodes 166 amino acids. Lineage: Eukaryota; Metazoa; Chordata; Actinopteri; Esociformes; Esocidae. Gene Ontology annotation, molecular function: protein-disulfide reductase activity; oxidoreductase activity, acting on a sulfur group of donors, disulfide as acceptor. The transcript is spliced from 4 exons. The record is from RefSeq and is a predicted model, not a curated record.
AGACGCUAAAACUGAUCCGUGCAGGCUUUUCUCCCCCCUUUGAACUGUGUAGUCGGAAGUACUUCAUAAACCGUGGUCUGGGUGACCAGAACGAUAUUGUCGAGUACGAUGGCUCACCGGCUGCUGGUCCGUAGAGUAUUGACUCUCUCUGUGAAAGACCUGCGCUGUCUCCCAGCCUCCUCUUCCUUCUCUACCUCUGUAUGUUCAACCUCAACCCCUCUCUCAUUCCUGACGCCCAAACGCACAUUGCCCCUCUCCCUGUCCCACAUCUCUCGCAGAGAGGUCUCCUUCAACAUCCAGGACCAGGAGGACUUCAAAGAGAGAGUCAUCAAAAGUGAGAUGCCUGUGCUCAUUGACUUCCACGCCCAGUGGUGUGGUCCCUGCAAGAUUUUGGGGCCAAGAUUAGAGAAAGCCAUUUCUAAACAGAAAGGCAAAGUUGCCAUGGCAAAGGUCGACAUAGAUGACCACACAGACUUGGCCAUUGAGUAUGGGGUAUCGGCAGUUCCCACGGUAAUCGCCAUGAGAGGAGGCGACGUCAUCGACCAGUUUGUGGGACUCAAGGAUGACGAUGCGCUGGACUCAUUUGUCAGCAAACUCAUUGGACAGUGAAUCUAUGAAACGUGUGAGAUUAGCGAUCCAGCCCCCCCCCCCCCCCCCCCCGCACCU